This is a messenger RNA of Asparagus officinalis (garden asparagus), 2575 nucleotides long. RefSeq lists its product as uncharacterized. Gene Ontology annotation, molecular function: protein binding. The transcript has 8 exons. Bases 137 to 2266 code for a protein of 709 amino acids. NCBI's taxonomy places the organism in Eukaryota, Viridiplantae, Streptophyta, Magnoliopsida, Asparagales, Asparagaceae. The record is from RefSeq and is a predicted model, not a curated record. Gene Ontology annotation, biological process: protein ubiquitination.
GUCGCACUCAAAACCAACAAACGAAAACCAGAACGACUUCCUCUUCCCUCGUUCUUCAUCUUCUCCUUCAAAAAAUCCCAAAUCCUAACCCUAGAACCCCCAAUUUCCCCUCAAAACCCUAAUUCGACUUCCAAAAAUGGGCGGUAUCAUCGAGUCCGGCCCCUCAAACAAACCCUCAACCUUCGUCUACUCUCAAACCCCAUCAGAAACAGCCUCGACCUCGAUCACCAACGCCAUCAUCGGAUCUCACGAGUUCAAGAUCAUCGGUUACUCUCUCAACAAAGGAUUAGGCAUCGGAAAGUACUUAGCUUCCGGUAGUUUCAGCGUUGGGGGUUACGAGUGGGCGAUCUAUUUUUACCCUGAUGGAAAGAACCCUAAGGAUAAGGCGCGUUUCGUGUCGGUGUUCAUCGUGCUGGAGAGCGAGGGGGCCGACGUCAGGGCUUUGUUCGAGUUGAGGAUUUUGGAUCAGAGUGGAAAAGAGAGGCAUAGAGGUCACAGCCAUUUUGGGAGACCGCUGCCGGGUGGGCCGUAUAUUCUUAAUUGCCGUGGGAGUAUGUGGGGGUAUAAACGUUUUUUCAGACGAGCUGCCUUGGAGGCUUCAGAUUAUCUCAAGGAUGAUUGUAUUUCAAUUAGUUGCCGUGUUGGGGUUGUGACAUCCAAUACCAAGGGGCCCAAAUCUUCUAGUAUACCUGUGCAUCCCUCUGAUGUCACUCAACAGGUUGGCCAACUUCUAGAAAGUGGAGAGGAAACUGAUGAGUUUUUCAAAAUUGAUGAUGAGAUCUUUGAGACUCAUAAAUUGGGAAAUAGAUCAGAUGUUUCAUCAUCCUCUAUGUUCAGUGAUUCCCUCCCCAGCAGUGGUUAUUUGCACAGCCUGGUUGAUGGUGAAUACGUAGUAUGUUCUUUUGGUGAUAUUCCAGAUGUACCUUCCAGCAUGGAAGACGAAGAAGGGGGAAAUGGAGCAGGUGGUUCAUCUUCCUCUAUGCUGUUCAAUGAUAAGCUCCCCAGCAAUGGUCAUUCGUACAGCCUGGUUGAUGACGAGUACGUAGUGUGUUCUCUUGAUGGUUUUUCAGAUAUACCUUCCAGCAUGGAUGAUGAAGAAAGGAUGAUCAUGGAAGCAAUAACAGAGUCCUUGAAUGGCAUGGAGCUGAGGCAUCCCCGAGAAGAUGUGCAGUCUCAGAUAGAUACAACUCCAAAUAUUCCAUCAUCAAAUGGUAUGCAAGCAUCCAUAUCUGAAUUUAAUGAACCAACCCGAGAAACUGAAGGCAACACCAUUUCAGCAAGCUCCAAACCCUCAAUCUCCCUCUCCUCUCAAUCUCCAUCAGAAACAGCCUCAACCUCGAUCACCAACACCAUCAAUGGAUUUCAUGAGUUCAAGAUCACUGGCUAUUCUCUCUCCAAAGGGCUUGGCAUUGGAAAAUACAUAGCUUCUGAUAAAUUCAGAGUUGGGGGUUAUGAAUGGGCUAUCUAUUUUUACCCUGAUGGAAAAAGCCGUGAGGAUAACACGUGUUUUGUGUCAGUGUUUGUUGCGCUGGCUAGUGAGGGGACUGAUGUCAGGGCUUUGUUCGAGUUGACGAUGUUGGAUCAGAGCGGGAAGGGGAGGCAUAAAAUUCUUACUCAUUUUGGACGAGUGCCAGAGAGCGGGCCAUAUACGCUGAAGUGUUGUGGGAGCACAUGGGGUUAUAAGCGUUUCUUCGGACGAACGACCUUGGAGACUUCAGAUUAUCUCAAGGAUGAUUGUCUGUUUAUUAGUUGCCGUGUUGGUGUCGUGACAUCACAUACCGAGGGGUCGACUUCUUCUACUAUUCCCAUGCCUCCCUCUGACAUUACUCAACAGGGAAAUGGAGCAGAUGGUAUGUCAUCCUCUAUGUUACUCAUUGAUGCCCUCCCCAGCAAUGGUCAUUUGCAGAGUGUUGUUGAUGACGAAUACGUGAUGUGUUCUCUUGAUAAUUUCUCAGAUAUAUGUUCCAGCCUGGAAGACAAAGAAAGGAUGAUCAUGGAAGCAAUGAUGGAGUCCUUGAGAGACAUGGAGCUGAGGCAUCCUCAAGAGGACAUGCAGUCUAUAUUAGACACAACUCCAAAUCUUUCAUCAUCAAAUGGUACAGGAGAUUCUGUGUCAGAAUUUAACGGACCGACAUCAGAGGCUGAAGGCAACACCAUUUCAACAAGCUCCAAAUUGGAAUCAUCGUCAACUACGAAAGAAUCUGACCAUGCUCAGAGCUCAGGCCAACAAGAAUUUGAUACAAGUCCUGCAAAAGAAUUCAUCUAGUCACACCAUCGAAGGGUUGGCUUACCGCUGGGGUCUUGACUUCUUCAAGAGCAAGUGGUGAAAUGAGGCAAAUACGAUUUGUACAUAUUGGUGGUGCAAAAACAUGUUUGCGAAAAUAUGUGAUAGGGACUUGUUCUUUUAGCAUGUAUAUGAUUCAGGGUUGUAAAAAGAAAGAACGAAGGCUACGUUGGUAGAAACUAGAUAUUCUUCGUGAAUAUUGUAUUGGUGAUUGGUACGCUCCUUUUUUCAAAUUGUGCUUUGGGCAGAUAUAGUUGUAUUUUGUUGAGUAUGAAAGGAAGUUAUUAUUCA